AUGCGUUCCACUUACCUUUUCUUGUCUGUGGCUACUCCAUUAGUCUCGGGCUUUGUUAUCCCCGAUGAGAGCAUCCUUGCAGAAAUAGUCUCUGAGACUCGCCCAGCCGCGAGUGGUCAUGUGUCUAAAAUAGAUGUUGAUAUGAGCCUGCUGGGAAUCUCUCCGGAUAGACGUAGAGGCCUGGGAAGAGGUGGGGACUGGCAUGAUGGCGAUGAACAUCCUAGGCACGGCGAUUGGCCAGGCCAUCGAGGUCAUGGAGGCCGAGGAAGACAUGGAGAAUGGCCUGAUGAUGAAUGUCCCGAGCAUGGCGGUUGGCCCGGAUACGACCAAGAUCCGCACGGGAGAUGGCGGCCCGGUGACGAGGAACGGCCCGGGUAUGGAAGAAGACCCGGUCACGGAGGAUGGCCUGAUGGCGAAGACAGAUACCGACGAAUCGACACCUGUCCAGGCUCGCUUUGCCGCGCAGACAAGACAACAUGGGAGCUCAUCAAAGAAAACGAGCAUACAUCCCGCCUCGCAGAGCUCAUCGCUGGAAAUAAAGACCUGAUCGAGAUCCUGAAUAGCACGACGGCAAACCACACCUUUUUUGCACUGACGAACUAUGCCCUAGAGGGUCUUCCACAAGGGAAACAUGGCCCCAGUGCCAAGUUUAUCACCAGCUUGCUGCAGUAUCAUAUCCUGCCUGGUCGAUUAUCCAUCCACCAUAUCGCGGGCCACCAGACAUUACCGACGAAGCUGAAAGAGUCGACUCUGGAAUCAAAGUUGCCACAGAGGAUUGUUGUCCGAGAACACCGCGACGGAGUGGUGUUGAAUGAGAGAAGUAGGGUUUUUGGAGCUGACAUGAAAUCCAAAAACGGUAUAAUCCACAUAAUAACCAGUCCCCUGCAUCCACCCCCAGAGACACGCACAUUGCUGCACCACGCACCAGCCCACUUCAGCACCUUCACGUUGGCCCUGGCACGCACAAAGCUCACCUACAGCCUUGACCCAGCGCAGCGACAAGGCGGUACGACCUUUGCACCCACGAACGCUGCCUUUAGACGGCUCGGGGAGGAUGUUAAUCGCUUUCUUUUCUCGGAGAAGGGCGAGAAGUGUUUGCAUGCGUUGAUGCAGUAUCAUAUUGUGCCGAAUCGGACGCUGUACUCGGAUGUGUUGUAUAGUCAUAAUGGGAAGGCCCAUAGGUUGUUUUCUGGUCAUGGGAAUGGACAUGGACAUGGGCAUGAGGGUGAGUGUGUGGAUGGGCCAGAGGAAGACUCCGCUAAAGUGCAGCUUGUGACUUUGUUGAAGGGGAAGGAUGUGGGAGUUGAUGUCAAGAGGGUGUUUGGUGAGGUUGAUAUGUGGGUUAAUGGGUUUAGUAAGUCUGGACGAUUGGAUUUGCUAGCAAGCGAUGGGGUGGUGCAUGUUUUGGAUCGAGUAUUGGUCCCGCCGAGGAAGAUUCAGGAUAAAGAUAUCUCUGAAGAUGAGGAAGAACUGAUGAUUGAGGAGCUUAUGGAGAGGUUGAAUGGUUGUGUUUAUGGGGUGACUCGUGAACUGUGA
Molecule: messenger RNA, 1536 nt
Organism: Penicillium concentricum
Lineage: Eukaryota; Fungi; Ascomycota; Eurotiomycetes; Eurotiales; Aspergillaceae
Product: fasciclin domain-containing protein
Exons: 2
Coding region: 1-1536 (511 amino acids)
Biological process (GO): macroautophagy
Cellular component (GO): fungal-type vacuole membrane
Source: RefSeq, a predicted model, not a curated record